Messenger RNA from Moneuplotes crassus, 779 nucleotides. Lineage: Eukaryota; Ciliophora; Spirotrichea; Euplotida; Euplotidae. The record is from the annotation of a GenBank genome assembly.
UUGUUUAGGAGGGUUGUGGAGGAAUUGGGGAUGUGAGGGGUUGGGAGAGAGGGUAAUUGGAGGUCUAGGGUGGAUGAGAGGGAAGGGAGUACUACACACCAGACAAACCCUAAAUACAAAUAAAAACCCAAGCCCAAACCAUUUCACCAGCCUCCCCAAUCUCCACCCCAAACACCCCCAAUCCCCUCAUUCUCCCCUCCUGCACCCCCCAGUCAGCCAAAACUUCGCUCUCCACCGCCUCAUCACCCGAUUUUCUGAUUUCACCCGCAACAACCCCCUCAACCACCCCUAAACCCCAAAAUCCCCCAACCUCCAGUACUCCAAAUCCUCAAAUCUCCAAUACCCAGCUGUCCUCUACAACACAGACCUUCUCUCUCAGCCAAAUUCCUGACUCGUUCGCCCAGUCAAAGUGAGAGGGAAAGAAGAGACAUAGAGGAAGAGAGAGCGAAACCAAUGGUACAAAUUGAUUAAAAUGGCCCUCAGUUAGAAAAUCGACCCACCUCUCAGUGUUCCCAGCCAAGGGUAUUUUCAUGAAGGAGUUUAGGAGAUCCUCAGUUGACAUUGCAUUUUGAGCAAAAAGGAUCCCAAAAAAUCUGGAAGAUAAAGAAACUGACAAGUGAAGCCAAAAAGGAUUUGAUGGGACGAAGGAACCUCCGUUUAAGAUCUACUUUAAGAAAAAGGGAAAUAGGAUAUCGAGAGAGGUUGGGUCUAUGAUACUGAGAACUGGGUUUAAAGAGAAGAUAUAUUAAGAGGUCAGAAGAAGGUAUGGUUUUGAUAUU